AUGGCGUGGGACUUCCUCUCCUCUUCGCGCGACUUGGUGGGGAUGGUGCUCCCUCCGACCAAGCGCAUGAUCCACGCCCUCACGCCCCCGACGGGAAAGGCCGUCGCAAUCCCGACGCCAUCGGAGCUGGCCUUCUCCGAGGCUUGCAUGCUGCUUACCAAGAUACUCCUGGUGGAGGUGCGGGACGUCCUGCGGAGGCACAUGUCCAAGAAGCUGGUCGACGACGUUCUGGCGCAGAGACCGGUGAACCUGUUGACCUGGCCGGAGGUGGCUGGUGACGCCUUGGUGGCGUUGGUGAACCAUCGGGCACACCCGGAGAUGCGUACGAGUGAGAUGGCGGCGCUCCUCAGCGUCCGACCGUCGGGCUGGCUCGCGAGCAUCAUCAGGUGCGGAGACAUGGUAGCGAUUUUGAUCUCGAGGCCGCUGGCGGCGGCGUUCGUGCGACCGGUGGACCCCGCACAAGUGCCCGGGUACGCGGACGUCGUGUCCAAGCCGAUGGACCUGGAGAACACGGACUACUGGCACGCCGCGGACUCGCUCGCGCUGCUGACGGAGUCCUUGUACGAGUCAUGGGUGUUGCAGCCGGAGAGACGGAGAGACGCCGAGAGCAUGAAGGAGGCGGGGCUGGGAGUCGUGGACGCUCCCACCCCCGCCGCCUCCUCCUCCGCCGCCGCCGCCGCUGCUCCGGGGGUGACGACGCCAGCCACCGGCGCGCAGGUUAAGCAAGAGGAGUACACAUCGCCAGGUACCGCCACCGCGGGUGAAACCACUGCCGCCGCAGCCGGCGGAGUGGUCGUGGUCAAGAAGGAGGAUGAGCACCCCGCGGUCGGCGCUGCUGGCACAGACGCCACCGGUGCCGCGGUGCCCUCCACGACGCAGACGGCGGCAUCGAGGGUGGAGCCUGGAACUCGGCUGUCCUCCUCCUCCCCCGCCGCCGCUGCGGGGACGGACGCCAACGCGGCUUCUACUGCUGCUGCUGCCGGUACAACCACGGGGAUGGAUGUCGAUCAGAGUGGGACUGGGGACGCUGACGCGAAUAUCACUGCUGCCGCCGCCACCGCUGCCGUUGUCGCCACGGUGAAGACCGAGCAGCAGCAGGAUACGCCGGCGGGAGCAGCACAGGAAGCAGCAGCAGCAGCAGCCCGGCUUAGUCCCAACGCCGACGGCAGCACCAGCAGCGGCGGCAAAAAUUCGAGUAAUUCCGUCGAAGCGAACGGGGCUGCUUCAACCGCCGGCACCAACGGUGGCUGCGUGCAAAAACCCGACGAGGAGGCCGGGCAGCAGCGAGGAAAUGGGGGCACCGCUCCGGCGAUCACCACCACCACUGCCCCCCCUGCCGCCCGCGCCCCCGCUCCCGCCGGCAUCUCCCGCAGCACCUCCACCGGCGGCCGGCCGGAGCGGCUUCCCCUCGACCCGGCCUCGGUGCACCCGGCCUUCGCCGGCAGGCGGCCGCUCUCCAGGCACGAGUCGCCGGCGUCCGGGCGGUCCUACGGUCUUUGGGACCCCGCGGCCGUGCACCCGGUCUACUUCGGACACCUCCGGCACGACGGGGAGGCCUCGGGCGCCGCGGGCCUCGACGGCUGGACGGGGGCCGGGGACGGCGGGGCGAUCGACCGCGCUCUGCGGGUGCUACGAGGGGCGGCCGACUCCGAGGUAGCGGCGGCGGUGGUGGCCGGCGGGGCGGGGAAGGAGGUGGCCGGGGUGGUGAGGUGGUCGGCGGAGGAGCGGGCGACAGUGCUCGGGCUGCUGUGCGACGAGGUCUCGGCCACGGGAGUCGCUGUCGACCACAUGAAGGUAGGGGGUGGGGACGGGCGGAAUGCGAACUGUAGGUAG
Messenger RNA from Ectocarpus sp. CCAP 1310/34, 1833 nucleotides. Lineage: Eukaryota; Phaeophyceae; Ectocarpales; Ectocarpaceae. The record is from the annotation of a GenBank genome assembly.